Molecule: messenger RNA, 3743 nt
Organism: Acipenser ruthenus (sterlet)
Lineage: Eukaryota; Metazoa; Chordata; Actinopteri; Acipenseriformes; Acipenseridae
Gene: odad1
Product: outer dynein arm docking complex subunit 1
Exons: 15
Coding region: 259-1965 (568 amino acids)
Biological process (GO): cilium movement; outer dynein arm assembly
Cellular component (GO): axoneme
Source: RefSeq, a predicted model, not a curated record
UGCUACACUGAAGUGCUUCAGGGUCUGGAUGCGGGUUCAAUUGGUCCAGUUAAAUAAAUUAGUACAGGUUUGCAACCUCGAUAACGACAGGAAGGGGCUCGCUAGCUCGCUAACGGGAUUGGUCCAGAGGAUUGACCUCUUCCUGGAGACGGUUGCUAACAACUCCUGUGCAGAGCCUCGCAUACAGAAACACAGAGUCCGCGGAGAGGUCCCGAUCAAACACCGAGAAAUACUAAAACACAAAGGAGGGUAAGGACCAUGCCACGUGGGAGAUCAGCAGCCAGCCUCCACUCGGACAGCAGUGACGUGGACGUGGAGGGGAUAGACACAGAGUUGUCCAAACUGCAGAGACAGUUUCGUAUAAUGGAGGGGGACCGGCAGGCUUACAGCAUCGAGUCUCAGGAGCUCAUGAGAAAGCAGCUGGCGGAGAUCGAGGCGCUGGAGAGCGAGCACAGCAACUUCAUGAAGAACCUGCGUCUGUCGGAGAGCCGCGUGAAUCGCCAGCGGGACCAGAACAACAAGGAGAGCCUGCUGUGCAUGCUGGAGUACAAGGAUGACUUGGAGGAGCAGCUGGGCUGGGAGAGGCAGGGUCUGAGACAGCUGGACCAGGAGAUCCGGUGCUGGGAGCGCAGGCUGCAGGAGCAGCGCAGGGAGACAGGCGGCUGUCAGGAGGGACAGCAGCAGCAGCAGCAGCUCCAGACACUGCGGACCAAACGGACCCUGGAGAACAGACUGGACAGGGCCCUGACCAGGUUCAGCACGCAGCUGGUGAAGAACGGGCAGCUGCGGGAGGAGCUGGAGACACUGAGGGUGGAGCGGGUUCGAUUCGAACAGCUGCACCGCAAACUGGAGAGGGAGCUGCAGGCAACGCGCAAGGAGAUCGGAGCCGUGAUCGACGUGUCAACAGCAGCGUACGAGAGCAGGGUGGAGGCGCAGUCGAAGGCGGUCCUGCUGAAGGACAAGGCUGAGAAGGACGUUGCGCAGCACAGCUCUGAGAUGAAGGAGCUGGAGCGUGUCAUCGACCAGGACAGGAAGCUGAAGGAGUUCAUGGGGAUCAAGUCUCAAGAGCGUGCCCUGGAAGAGGAAGCAAUGGAAGCUAACAAGACACAAGAGUGUGAGGAGCACGAGCGCAGGAAGAGAGACCUGCGGGAGGACAGCAUGGAGACCUACGAGGCUGCGUUCAGCCAGAUCAGAGAGCGGACCGGGGAGCAGGACCUGGGAGUGCUGGUCUCGAAAUUCAUUGAGGUUGAAGACAAGAACUUCGCUCUGUUCAACUACGUGAGCGAGCAGAACAACGAGAUCCAGAGAGUGCAGGGGGACAUCGACGAGAUCCUCCAGGAGGUGGCGCUGUUUCGUGCGCAGGGUCUGCGUUUGGAGGGGCAGCAUCGGGCUGUGCUGAGAGACAUGGAGCUGAGGCAGGACGAGACAGCCAGGCAGGCACAGGACUACGAGCAGAGGGGCAGCGAGGCCAGCAAGAUACUGGACCAGCUCAAAACAGGAGUGUUCUCCCUGUUCAGUAAGAUUGACUGUGACUGCACUGUGAUUGAGGAGACACUGGGAGCCACCACUGGGAUCCGGGACACAAACAUCAUGACCUACCUGGGGCUGGUGGAGCAGAAAACCAACAAGCUGCUGAGUGUGCAGUCCUACCUGGACUCCAAGGACUAUGACAAGCAGUAUGACCCUCGUGAGGUGGCCCGGCUCCUGCUGGGUCAGAACCCAGAGCUCCCCAUCCAGUCCCUGUUCAUCCAGCCUCCCUCCACUGGAGAGGAGUACGACACAGAGGAGUCCCAGCCCACCGACGAGGAGGACAGACCCCUGACUCAGGCAGAGCUGAGGGAGCGCAUCAUGAAGGGGGUGCUGAAGAAGGAGGAGAAGCUGUCCCGGCUGGACGGGGGAAAGGAGGUCAAAGGUUCCAAAACCAACGUGGCGACAACCAGCAAGAGGCGCUCACAGGAGGCCUGACCCAGUGCAGACCAGUACAGACCAGUAUAGAUUAGUACAGACCAGUAUAGACUAGUACAGACCAGCUCGCACUGGGAACCAGCCGGACGGCAGCACCCCACAGACUGGGAACCAGCAUCCACCAUGCCUUAAACCAGCAAGCCUCACGGACUGGAAACCAGUGCCCUACCAGAAACCACCUUUCUCUGAACCAGAAACUCAAGGCCGUGGGUGUGUAUCAGUGCAUCCAAUAAAAAUACAUUAAAAACCAGCUCAGGACACACAGCUGCAGCAAGGCACCUUCAAAGAAAAAUCAAUUGGCUAAUUCAUGGGUUCAGGCAGUCCUUGUGUGUGAGACAGUUCCUGCUCUGAACCAGCAGAGGGCAGCAGCCCCUCAGGUAGCGCAGUGCAGUCUCCACUGGGAGCAGCAGCUGGUCUGCGCUGUGGAGGGGACGGGACGGGACGGGACGGGUGUCUCCACACACGGAGGGGGGUUUUCUGUGACUGUUCCAGUUAGGUCAUUAUUUUAGACAACGAGCACGUCGCUCCGUCACUGCCUGAGACAGCUGUGGACUGGAACUGUGUGUGCGCGUGCGUGUUUGGUGUCUCGCUGUGCUGCUGUAGUGUGUGUGUUUGUAGUGUGUGUGUGCGCGUGCGUGUUUGGUGUCUCGCUGUGCUGCUGUAGUGUGUGUGUUUGUAGUGUGUGUGUGUGCGUGCGUGUUUGGUGUCUCGCUGUGCUGCUGUAGUGUGUGUGUUUGUAGUGUGUGUGUGUGCGUGCGUGUUUGGUGUCUCGCUGUGCUGCUGUAGUGUGUGUGUUUGUAGUGUGUGUGUGUGCGUGUGUGUUUGUAGUGUGUGUGUGUGUGUUUGGUGUCUCGCUGUGCUGCUGUAGUGUGUGUGUUUGUGUUUGUAGUGUGUGUGUGUUUGUGUUUGUAGUGUGUGUGUGUGCGUGUGUGUUUGGUGUCUCGCUGUGCUGCUGUAGUGUGUGUUUUUGUGUUUGUAGUGUGUGUGUGUGUGUGUGUGUGUGUGUGUUUGUAGUGUGUGUGUGUGUAGUGUGUGUGUGUGUGUGCGUGUGUUUGGUGCCUCGCUGUGUUGCUGUAGUGUGUGUGUGUGUAGUGUGUGUGUGUGUGCGUGUGUUUGGUGCCUCGCUGUGCUGCUGUAGUGUGUGUGUUUGUAGUGUGUGUGUGUGUGUGUGUCAGUGUGUGUGUGUGUGUGUGUUUGUAGUGUGUGUGUGUGUGUGUGUGUGUGUGUAGUGUGUGUGUGUGUGUGUGUGUGUGUUUGUAGUGUGUGUGUGUCAGUGUGUGUGUGUGUAGUGUGUGUGUGUGUGUGUGUAGUGUGUGUGUGUGUGUGUAGUAUGUGUGUGUGUGUGUAGUGUGUGUGUGUGUGUAGUGUGUGUGUGUGUAGUGUGUGUGUGUGUGUAGUGUGUGUGUGUGUUUGUAGUGUGUGUGUGUAGUGUGUGUGUUUGUAGUGUGUGUGUGUGUGUGUGUAGUGUGUGUGUGUGUGUGUAGUGUGUGUGUGUGUGUGUGUGUGUGUAGUGUGUGUGUGUGUGUAGUGUGUGUGUGUGUGUGUGUGUUUGUAGUGUGCGUGUGUCUGGUGCCUCGCUGUGCUGCUGUAGUUUCAAGUCUGGUUCUAGUUCAGUUCACUGGUUAUUUUGUGUGUAAAUCCGGUUCAUUGCCUCUCAAUGUUCUUCCUUUUUCAAGCUUUGUGAAAUCCAGCUGCUGCGUUGAGAUCUUCUUUCCAACAAUCAUUCACAAAAACACAAAUAAAACAAACCCCCAAAUCAUCUUGUGGUGUUGCUUCGG